Molecule: messenger RNA, 1876 nt
Organism: Sorghum bicolor (sorghum)
Lineage: Eukaryota; Viridiplantae; Streptophyta; Magnoliopsida; Poales; Poaceae
Product: berberine bridge enzyme-like 27
Exons: 1
Coding region: 78-1685 (535 amino acids)
Molecular function (GO): oxidoreductase activity; FAD binding
Source: RefSeq, a predicted model, not a curated record
CCUGUGCGACCAAUGCAAUUAGCUACGUGGUUACACUUAGGAGUGCUAGUGUACGUGUCGCACGGACGGCGCCAAGGAUGACGAGGAAGAAGGCGGCAGCAGUGUCCUCCGCCACCAUCAUCUUCUGCUUGUUCUGCUGCUAUCUCCCCGCCAGAGCGUCGUCGUCGUCGGUGGCGGCAGCUUCCUCGGCCGACGACUUCGUCCGAUGCCUCACCACGGCCAUGCCGAGCCAGCUCGUGUUCCCUCGGAGCUCGCCCUCGUUCGCCUCCGUGCUGGCGUCGUCCAUCCGGAACCCCAAGUUCAUGGUCCCCGGCACGGCGCGGCCGCUCUGCGUCGCCACGCCCGCCAACGCCUCCCACGUCCAGGCCGCCGUGCUGUGCGGCCGCCGCCACGGGGUGCGUCUCCGCGUGCGCAGCGGUGGGCACGACCUGGAGGGCCUCUCGUACCGCUCCGCCGCGCGCGCCGGCGACGACGCGGCCUUCGCGGUGCUCGACCUCGCCCCGGGGCUCCGCGCCGUCCGCGUCGACGUGGAGGCCGGCACGGCGUGGGUCGACUCCGGCGCCACGGUCGGCGAGCUCUACUACGCGGUGGGGAAGGCCAGCGGCGACCGGCUGGCGUUCCCGGCCGGCCUGUGCCCGACCAUCGGCGUCGGUGGCCACCUCAGCGGCGGCGGGUUCGGGAUGCUCCUGCGCAAGUACGGCGUGGCGGCCGACCACGUCGUCGACGCCCUGCUCGUGGACGCCCGGGGCAGGGUGCUGGACAGGGACGGCAUGGGCGCCGACGUCUUCUGGGCGAUCCGCGGCGGCGGUGGCGCCAGCUUCGGCGUCGUGCUGUCGUGGCAGGUCAGGCUCGUCCCCGUCCCGCGCGUCGUCACGGCGUUCAAGGUGCCCGUCUCCGUCGACCGCGGCGCCGUGGGCGUGCUCACCAAGUGGCAGACCGCCGCGCCGGCGUUCCCCGACGACCUCUUCGUCAGGGUGCUCGUGCAGGGGAAGGUCGCCGAGUUCCAGUCCCUGUACCUCGGCACGUGCGCCGCGCUGCUGCCGGUGAUGCGCGGCCGGUUCCCGGAGCUCGGGCUCAACCGCACCCACUGCAGGGAGAUGACGUGGCUCCAGUCCGUGCCCUACAUCUACCUGGGCAGCGGCGCCGCCGUGGAGGACAUCCUCAACCGGACCACGUCCCUGGCGGCCGCCAGCAAGGCCACCUCCGACUACGUCCGGGAGCCCCUCGCCGGCGCCGCCUGGACGGAGAUCUUCAGGUGGCUGGCGAAGCCCAACGCGGGGCUGAUGAUCCUGGACCCCUACGGCGGCAAGAUCGGCAGCGUGGCCGAGUCGGACACGCCGUUCCCACACCGCGGCGGCGUGCUGUUCAACAUCCAGUACAUGAACUUCUGGCCGGCGGCCGACGGCGACGCGGCGGCGGGGACCAAGUGGAUCAGGGACAUGUACGCGUUCAUGGAGCCGCACGUGAGCAAGAACCCCAGGGAGGCCUACUUCAACUACAGGGACCUUGAUCUGGGGCAGAACGUCGUCGUGGGCAACGUCAGCAGCUACGAGGCAGGCAAGGUGUGGGGCGACAAGUACUUCAAGGGCAACUUCCGGAGGCUCGCCAUGGCCAAGGCCCAGAUUGACCCUCACGACUACUUCAGGAACGAGCAGAGCGUCCCUCCACUUGUGGCGAGCAACUAGUCACGGUCGAUGGCACCGUAUGUCUGCAUGCUUAUACUUUAUCAACGUGUCAGACUUAGUACUUCUAUAUUUAAUGAUACCUGUAUCUAUCUAUCUAUCUAUCUAUCUAUCUAUCUAUCUAUCUAUCUAUCUAUCUAUCUAUCUAUCUAUCUAUCUAUAUCGAUAUAUACCUAAUAAUAUAAGGCAAAAUU